AUGAGUGUGUAUUUGAGCGUUCUGUUCGGAGUGCUUACCUUCGAAAUGGCAUGUCUGUUCGCCUUGGUUCUACCGCUGCAUUAUAAACUUCGCAAGGCAUUGGUCACCAGCUAUUUCCGGUUUAUGAGCUACACGCAAGUGAAGACAGUGAUCUUCAUCGUGAUGGGGCUUGUAGGCUUGCUUUUCGUGGAUUCGUGGAAACGGUCUCAGAUAUCGGUUUUUCUCCACCAUCACCCAGCCUCAUCUGGAGCAGACCCUAACGGCGUGGGGAACGUUACACCGGUCCAAGCGCUGGCUUCCAGAGCUUACAACCAAAGAAACAUCUACAUUUCAGGGUUCAUACUAUAUUUUUGGUUCUGCAUUCCUGUGGUGAUCAGCGUCGUGAGAAGACUGGUCAAGUACGAAACUCUGAUCCGGGAAAAACCCAAUACAGACGCCAAAGAGUCGUCUGACAACGACGAGAUUUCAGCGCUUCGCAAAGAACUCAAGGAGAAAAAUGCGUCUAUCAGUGCUCUGCGUACCCAAAAGGCAAAUUUAGAAGCGCACUACGACAAGACCGUGGUUCCCAAGUCAGACAAGGAGUCUCCUGAGGAGAAAAAGAGCAACUGA
This is a messenger RNA of Lachancea sp. 'fantastica', 609 nucleotides long. The record is from the annotation of a GenBank genome assembly. Lineage: Eukaryota; Fungi; Ascomycota; Saccharomycetes; Saccharomycetales; Saccharomycetaceae.